CGUCGUUGAACAAGUGCUUAGUUUAUGAACGUGUGAUAUUGUUGUAAAAACAUUACGAAUUGUUUAUUUAUGCAUAUAUGGUCUGUCCUAAUUUGCAUACAGUGUAAUAUAAAUAAUGGAAGAUACAAGAAAAAGAAAAAAUGAGAGGCACCCUCGUGAAAAUGCGAAUAUUUUCUCAAGUUUAUUCUUCUGUUGGACAAUCCCAACAUUUUUAAAGGGAUAUAAAAGAGACCUGGACGAAGAUGAUCUCUACGGAUCUUUAAAAGAUCACGAUUCGCAUAGGUUGGGAAUUAAAUUGGAAGACGCAUGGGUACAAGAAAAUAAAAUAGAUAAACCGUCUUUAACUAGAGCUAUUUGGAGAGUUUUUGGAAAAGAAAUUUGUUGUUAUGGUAUUGUAUUGUUUACUAUUGAGUUUGGAACCAAACUGGCUCAACCAUUGUUGUUGGCAAAAUUAAUGCAGUACUAUGUUCCAAAUCAAACAGUGUCCAAAAACGAUGCCAUCAUGUACGGGUCUUUGAUAAUACUAGCUUCAUUCAUCAACGCACUUCUUGGUCACAACUAUGCGAUGGGGAUUCAACAUCUAGGAAUGAAAAUACGAGUGGCCUGUACUUCACUGAUUUAUAAGAAGUCUCUUAGGAUAAGCAAAUCUGCAACAGUUGCAUUUAAUACUGGGAAAAUAAUAAAUAUGCUGGCAAACGAUCUUGGGAGAUUCGAUAACAUCUUUUUGAGUUUUCACAACAUUUGGGCAGCCCCGCUACAAAUUUUUCUCGUAACGUUUUUAUCAUACUAUUUGAUGGGAGUAUAUGCUUUAGCUGGAAUUAUCUUUUUUGUAUUAUUCAUUCCUGUUCAAAUUCUUCUGGGAAAGAAGACGUCUAAAUACCGACUUAAAACAGCUGUAAGGACUGACGAAAGAGUUCGACUUAUGAACGAAAUAGUUAGUGGAAUUCAAGUAAUUAAAAUGUACACUUGGGAAAAACCCUUUGAACAGUUGGCACAAUAUACAAGAAGAUUGGAAAUAAAACAAAUCCGAGCCGCAUCAAUGGUAAGGGCCAUAAAUGCAUCAGUCUCAAUGUUCUUAAACAGGAUUGCCCUUUACUUUGCCGUGCUAGCCUAUACUCUUGGAGGCAACGUGCUUCAAGCAUACUACGUUUUCGUCGUGACAUCAUUCUACAAUGUUUUAAAACAGCCGCUAGUGUUUCAUAUCCCUCAAGCCAUAUCUUCAUUAGCAGAGGCUUCUGUUUCUGUUAAGAGAAUAACAGACUUUUUACUGGUGGAAGAGACGGAAGUAGUACCAAAAACGGUUAAUCAUGAUGUUAAAACUGUAGGUAUUUUCUUUCACAUCGUCUCUGUUAGGUGGAACUUAACAGGAGAAGAAGUUUUGUCAGAUGUAAAUUUUAGCGCAAAGAAGAACGAACUUAUUGCCAUAGUAGGGCCUGUAGGUAGUGGGAAGUCGACUCUAUUUCAAGUCAUCCUAAAGGAAUUGCCCAUCACAAAGGGUACAUUGCACGUAAGUGGUAUAAUUUCAUAUGCUUCCCAAGAACCAUGGCUAUUCUCUGGAACCAUAAAAGAAAAUAUAUUGUUUGGUGAAGAAAUGAAUUUAACAAGAUACAAGGAAGUUUGCCGCGUGUGCGCCUUGGAAAAAGAUUUUUCAUUUUUACAAAAUGGAGAUGAAACAAUUGUCGGCGACAAAGGUAUCACCUUAAGCGGCGGCCAAAAAGCUAGAAUCAAUUUGGCCAGAGCGGUUUAUAAAAAUGCAGAGAUCUACUUGCUCGAUGACCCACUGUCCGCUGUAGAUAUGCACGUGGGUAAACAGUUGUACGAUAAUUGCAUUUUAGAUUUUUUAAGAGGCAAGUGUGUACUAUUAAUCACUCAUCAACUUCAAUAUCUCAGAAACGUGAACAGGAUUUAUGUGAUUAAAAACGGUGUGUUGGAUACUUGUGAAUCGUUUGAUCAAUUUGAUUCUGUUCAUAAUGAGGAAUCAGAUAACUAUAAAAACGACACUAAAGGUUUAGAGGAACCGCUAUUGUCACGAAAUAAUACAGAAACCAAGGAGCAUAAACAAAGUGGCACUAUACAAAGUAAUGUGUACAGAAAGUAUAUUAAAUUCGGAGGAGGUUACUCUACGGGAAUUUUAAUUAUAUCUCUUUUCAUCAUUGCACAAUUUUUAGCGAGUACUGUAGAUUACUUUUUAACAUACUGGGUAAAUUUGGAAGAGUCCAAAGUGAACAGGACUACUGAGGAGAUUGGAUUCCUUAAUGAUUUAUUUAUGUAUAGAGAUAAUUGUCUAUAUUUAUAUUCCUCGUUGAUAUGUUCGAUAAUACUUGCAACAAUUAUAAGAUCUACGUCGUUUAUGCAGGUUUGCAUGAACGCGUCAAAGAGGUUGUACUACAAUAUGUCAGCCAGCAUCUUAAACACCAACAUUAAAUUCUUCUAUACAAAUCCAGCUGGUAGGAUAUUGAACCGGUUUUCUAAAGACGUAGGAUUAAUUGAUGAAUUCUUACCUUUAGUUGUAUUGGAAACAUUGCAGGUUCUCUUCAAUGUAAUAUCGAUAACAGCGUUAGUGUCUAUAGUUAAUCCUUGGAUCCUAAUACCUACUGGUGUUGUACUAAUAAUAUUUUACUGGUUAAAAUCGUUUUUCCUGGCAAGCAGUCAAAAUUUAAAGAGAAUGGAAGCGACGGCAAGAAGUCCAGUUUUUUCUCACAUAAGCGAUUCCAUGAGAGGUGUAGCAACAAUUAGAGCACUGAACGCUGAGGAUUAUUUAGUUCGUGAAUUUGAGUUUAAACAAAAUUCUCAUAGUUCAGCGUUUUAUUUGUUUAUGGCUUGUAACAGGACUUUUGGAUUCUGGUUGGAUUUUAAUUGUGUGGUCUACACUGGAAUUGUAAUUAUGAGCCUUUUGUUAAUGCUAGAUAAAACAACUGGAGGAAAUGUUGGUUUAGCUAUUACUCAAAGCUUAUCUUUAGUUGGUAUGCUUCAGUUUGGUAUACGCCAGUGGAGUGAAAUGGAAAAUCAGAUGACUGCUGUAGAAAGAGCAGUGGAAUAUGCUGAAUUUAAACCAGAAGCUGAUACUAACAACGGCGAAAGAUCUGAAUUCAAAGAUUGGCUCAAGUUAGGUUGUAUCCAAUUCAAGAACGUUUCUUUAAAAUAUAAUCUACAAGAAUUAUCUGUUUUGAACAAUAUCAAUGUAACCAUUAAGGCUAAAGAAAAAGUUGGCAUAGUUGGAAGAACAGGUGCAGGAAAAUCAUCCCUGGUGGUAGCUCUACUUCGUUUAGUUAAUACGGAAGGAUCAGUAACAAUAGAUAAUAUCGACACAAAAACUAUUCCUUUGAAGUUGUUACGUUCGAAAAUAUCUAUAAUUCCUCAAGAUCCAGUCUUAUUUCAGGCAACUUUGCGCUGGAAUUUGGACCCCUUUGAUGAGUAUAAAGACGAUCAGUUGUGGGCCGCUCUUAAAGAAGUGCAGCUAGAUCGUUUAGUUGAAGAACAACCUGGUGGAUUAUACAGUAAGGUAUAUGAAAAUGGUUCUAAUUUCAGCGUAGGACAAAAGCAGUUGUUAUGUAUAGCCAGAGCGCUUGUACGGAAAAAUAAGAUUCUUAUUUUGGACGAGGCAACAUCUAGUGUCGACCCAGAAACUGAUACACUCAUUCAAAAUUCAAUAAGGGAUAAAUUUAGUGACUGCACUGUUUUAACGAUAGCCCACAGACUCCGGACUAUAAUGGAUUCCGACAAAAUAAUGGUGCUCGAGACAGGAUCUGUAGUUGAGUUUGACCAUCCGUAUAAUCUUUUGCAAAACAAAGAGUCGACAUUUUAUGAGCUGCUAACUACGACAGAGGAUUCAGACUUUUUAGAUUUAACGCGAAUUGCGGAACAGAACUUCAAGAAAAAUAACGGUAGCUGAUAAUAGGGUAACAGUUAGGUAAUGUUAAUCGCAUUGUAAAUAAAAAACAUUUAGUUGUAUCUCAAAUUUACUGAAAUAUAAGACAUUGCUACAUUGUAAUGUCAAAAAUA
Messenger RNA from Anoplophora glabripennis (Asian longhorned beetle), 4002 nucleotides. RefSeq names its product probable multidrug resistance-associated protein lethal(2)03659. Gene Ontology annotation, biological process: transmembrane transport. NCBI's taxonomy places the organism in Eukaryota, Metazoa, Arthropoda, Insecta, Coleoptera, Cerambycidae. Gene Ontology annotation, molecular function: ATP hydrolysis activity; ABC-type transporter activity; ATP binding. The transcript has 13 exons. The record is from RefSeq and is a predicted model, not a curated record. The coding region runs from base 116 to 3892 and encodes 1258 amino acids. Gene Ontology annotation, cellular component: membrane.